CUAAGGUUGGCUUUGGGACACAUUUUUGUGUGUUUCAAGUUGUUCGUCUUCUCUGUUGGGCGAAAUUUCAGUAACCAAACUACAAGGCGGCGCACAUGCUAGAUGAUAUUCAGAAAUAUGUUGGUUUCCAUCAGAAGCAAACCGUUUCUUCAAUCACCGCUUUCGCCGGAUUUCUACUCUCUGUUGUCAAAUUCAGGAAAGCGUGUAGCCGGGAGGGUACCGGCACGCCCUUCCGGCGCAAACAGAGGCUUCGUCCCCGGCAUUUUCGGCGGCGAGUUUAAAUCUAAUUUCAUGAGCCCAAUUAGGGCACUUGAAGCUUCUUCAGAUGACUGCGAUGAUAUCUCCGGCAAGGAUAAACUAAAGACACGUACCCUUGGAAAUUCUUCAAAUAUUUUCUGGCACAAAUGCUCGGUAGAGAAGAGUGACAGAGAGAAGUUGCUUCGGCAGAAGGGAUGUGUUGUUUGGAUCACUGGUCUCAGUGGUUCAGGUUUGUUAGUUAUUAAUCAUUUCUGUUCUAUCUACAUGUCUUAACUUAUUCUAAAAGCAACUUUGCUACUAUACUUUUCAUGUAUUUCUCAUACAACCAAAAGGUUCAUUCUUUAUCCUCAAAAGGUUACACAUUCUAAUGCCGGGGAAGUGAAUUUGUAGCUAGAAUGUUUUUCCACCU
Molecule: messenger RNA, 667 nt
Organism: Cuscuta campestris
Lineage: Eukaryota; Viridiplantae; Streptophyta; Magnoliopsida; Solanales; Convolvulaceae
Source: the annotation of a GenBank genome assembly